Molecule: messenger RNA, 698 nt
Organism: Suillus fuscotomentosus
Lineage: Eukaryota; Fungi; Basidiomycota; Agaricomycetes; Boletales; Suillaceae
Exons: 5
Coding region: 174-698 (174 amino acids)
Source: RefSeq, a predicted model, not a curated record
AGUAUCGUAACACAUUCCCAGGCGGCCCAGCGGCAUUCUUCGCAGACUAUACCCAGGAGACGUAUGUGGCCAAGACUGCGGUGAUUCUCGUGCAAACUCUGCUUGCCGACGGGAUAGUGGUUUAUUGAUGUUACGUCGUUUGGCAAUCUGUCCGGGUUGUGAUUCUACCAUGCAUGGUGUGGUGUGCAGUUGCAGUGUGCGGGGGUUUUACAGUCUACGACCUUUCACUGGCUAGUGAUGCCGACAGUGUCUUCACUGACCAGGCUGGACAUUGGGUCACGGCGUUCAUUAUCUUCACUUUUACAACCAAUUUGUUCAGCUCAGGAUUACUGGUGUACCGGAUUUGGACGAUCGAACGGAAUAUCUCUACAGUUCACACCAGGAGAGGUAUAAGGCCUAUCGUGAGGGUGCUCGUGGAUGCUGCUGUUUUAUACUCUGCGACCACCUUUUCCGCGAUAAUAUGUUUUGCCCUUUCGAACAAUGGCGCAUAUGCCAUGGGAAACUUCUUGAUCAAUCCGAUCAUCUCGAUUUCCUUCCACAUGGUGUUUAUUCGCAUCGCAAUCAAUGAAGAUACUCAAAAAUUCGUCUCGACUUUUUCUGGGACAGUUGAAACAGACCGAGGAAUCCCGCUGCAUUAUCAUAUGCAGACUUUGCGGACUGCACGCAGUGAUAAUGAUACAUCCUCCUGGCUAAAAUAG